AUGAAGGAGUAUGAACAAUCAAGUGAAAUGAACUAUUUCCCAGAGCCACAAAGUGACUCAAACUAUUAUGGCACGUACACAAAAGAUGGCUGGGAAGGGAAAUGCAAUGAUUCAUAUUCUAAUUAUUUAAGAACAUUAUCACUUGAUCGUGUUGCCAGAGCAUACUUGGAAGAGUGUUCAUCAUUUGAUUAUGCCUCAACACAAAAUUCCCUCCAAGAUCCAUACAACUCAUCUCACCAACCACAAAAUUACUCUCAACCUUUAUCCUUUGAGCUAGUGGCUGAGGAUCCCCUUCAAAAGUCCAGAGAAUUAUUGGAAAGACAAGAACAAAUUAUGGAAGAACAAAAACAACGCUGGACAGAACAAGAAUUCCUCCUCAAGAAAACAGAAGGGCAUGUAGAGCAAAGGAAGAUUCAUUCAGGAGCACCAAGUGUUAAGGAUGAUGAACAAUCUGUGAGUGAAGAAGAGGAAGAAGAGGUUCCUAUAUCAAUUGAAAUUUCAAUGGAGGAAGAGCAAGAUGAGGAGGCUACUGUAUCAAGUGAACUUUCAAUGAAGAACAAGGUGGUUGAAAAUGAAAUUGCACUUGAGAUGACAAGGGAACAUAAAGACUCACAACUCUCACAAACUUUCCUGACCCAACAACUCUCAACACUUGAAUCCAUGAUUGAAAGGUAUGAAGAGGAGAUGAAGAAAGCUUGGGAAGAUCAACAAACCUCGUCCAUGAAAGAGCUACUAAAGCAAAUGUUGAGUGUAAAAGAGGAAGGGGAAGAACAAGCUAGUGAGGAGGACAAUCAAGAACGUCCAAACUCAAGGGAAACAGAGAGAGAGGAAAGGUUGGGGCAAGGCAGGGAUACCACACCGCGGGGUAGGAAACACAGGAGCCGCACAACCGUGGAACGAGCACCGUCGCUCGAGCCGACACAUGAAGAGAGUCCUGUGCACCCGUUCAUUACGCGAGGCAACGAGCACUCAUCCGCCAUCCGCCACCACGGUCCGCAAACCCAGCACGCCCGGACGAACAGCCCCCCGCACGCCUUGGAGCGUGCAGGCAAGCGGAAGCAUACGGGAGUGCCGAGCCAACUCCGCUGGGCAGGGUUCGGGGGAAGCGACGAAGAACAUUCAAGGGACAGCCCGAGGCGUGAGGUGCUUCGGGCGAUAAUCGAACAGCCGCACCGUCUAAGAUUAAGCAACCCGCACAGCUAA
Arachis duranensis is the source of this 1203-nucleotide messenger RNA. RefSeq lists its product as uncharacterized. The record is from RefSeq and is a predicted model, not a curated record. Bases 1 to 1203 code for a protein of 400 amino acids. Lineage: Eukaryota; Viridiplantae; Streptophyta; Magnoliopsida; Fabales; Fabaceae. The transcript is spliced from 2 exons.